UAACACUGCAAGUGACUCAGACCGAACUGCGCGGCAAAAGAGGGGAACACAAACAAAAACAUGUGGCUGAGGCGGUGAGAAAACGGGUACUGAGGAGAGCAUCCGAGUUGACUGACCGUGGACGCCAUGGGUUUGCACUCGGCCCAGAAGAAGCACUUCCCCCUGCGGGGGAUCGACGGCGUUGUUCAGCUGUUUGACGCCGAGCUCCGCAAGUCUGAGCCGGACCUUGCUCUCCUCUCCCUGGUCCUGGGUUUCGUUGAGCAUUUCCUCGCAGUGAACCGGGUCGUCCCCAUCAACGUUCCGGGGGUCCGGUUUGAGCCGCUGGAGGCGGACUGUCCCACCUCCUGCUUUCCCACGGUGGAGCUGUGCAUGAUCUCUGCUCUGUACGAGCGCUUCACGGCCCAGAUCCGCGGCGCGGUGGACCUGUCCCAGUUCAGGAGGACGGGUGCCGUUUCCAGCCGGGAGCUGGUGAAGAAAGUGUCAGAUGUGAUCUGGAACAGCCUCAGCCGCUCUUACUUCAAGGACCGGGCCCACAUCCAGUCCCUCUUCAGUCUCAUCACUGGUACCAAACUGGACAGCUCCGGUGUGGCCUUUGCAGUGGUGGCAGCCUGCCAGGUUCUGGGUCUAAAGGACGUCCACCUGGCGCUGUCUGAGGACCACGCCUGGGUGAUCUUCAACAAGAACGGCGAUGAGACGGCCGAGGUCACCUGGCACGGGAAGGGCAACGAGGACCGGAGAGGGCAGACGGUCGCAGCGGGAGUCAACGAGAAGAGCUGGCUGUACCUGAAGGGCUCCUACAUGAAGUGUGACAGGUACAUGGAGGUGGCCUUCAUGGUCUGUGCCAUCAACCCCUCGCUGGACCUGCACACCGACAGCUCUGAGCUCCUGCAGCUGCAACAGAAACUCCUGUGGUUGCUGUAUGACCGAGGCGACCUGGACAGGUAUCCCAUGGCCAUGGGCACGCUGGCAGACCUUGAAGAUCAGGAUCCGAUCCCAGGCAAGGAGAACCCUCUGAAAAUCCACCUGAAGGCGGUCAGCUCUGCUCAGAGGCACUACAACAACGAGCACAUCUACCCCUACAUGUACCUGGCUGGUUUCCAUUACAGACACCGGGCGGUGCGGGAGGCUCUCCGGGCCUGGUCCGAGGCCGCCCAGGUCAUGCAGGAAUAUAACUAUUUCCGUGAGGACGAGGAGAUCUACAAGGAGUUCUUUGACAUCGCCAACGACGUCAUCCCCACCCUGCUGAAGGAGACGGCCGCCGCGGCCGAGAGUCCUGAGGAGGGAGAGGAGGGAGGAGAAGGAGCUGACACGGAGCAGCCCAAGCAGGCAGCGGCCCUCUCGGCUCUGCAAGACCCAGAAUGCUUUGCCCACCUGCUGUGUUUCUACGACGGCAUCUGCAAAUGGGAGGAGGGCAGUCCCACGCCGGUGCUCCACGUGGGCUGGGCCACCUACCUGGUCCAGUCUCUGAGCCGCUUUGAUGCUCAGGUGCGCCAGAAAGUGUCAAUCGUCAUCAAGGAGCCAGAGUCCCAGGACGAUGACGACAUGUCCAGCGACGACCCGCGGGAGGGCCGCAGACGGGGGCCCCGGAGAGAAUCCAAGCUGGAUGAGCAGGGCUCUUCUCCUCCCGCUGCUCCACCCUCUCCAUCCUCUCAGCUACCAGCAGCAGCGGUUCAGCUCAAGAAGAUAGGAGAGGGAGGGGCCCACCGGCGCUCCUCCCAGGGCCCGCGGGCCGGGGACGCCGAAGGAAAGCCCAAGUCCCCCAGCCCGGAUUCUUCGCCCUCGUCCCAGCGGCAGGCGUCGCCGGGCCCAGCCGGGCCGGUGGUGGCCUUCCAGAGCGAGAAGAUGAAGGGCAUGAAGGGGCUGCUGUGCGCCGCCAAGGUCAACUCCAGCGCCAUCAAGCUGCAGCUCACCGCCCAGUCACAGGUCCAGAUGAAGAGGCAGAAGAGCACGCCGGCCGGGGACUACUCCAUGCCCUUCAUGAAGCGGCAGCGCAAGUCCCUGUAGACGCCGGGAGACCGCAGGAGAUACUGUGAACGGAGACCUGGUUAGUGACCCGGUUAGUGACCCGGCUAGGGACCCGGCUAGUGACCCAGUGCUGUCCUCCAGACGGCCGCUUCAGUCAACAUCCGCAUCAUUCCCAGCAAUAUGUUUGACCUGCAACACUCGAGUCAAGCGCCACGUAUCCGGUUAGGAGGGAAGCUUUCAUUCUGUUGAGCCCAGGAGAGAGAGAACCACGCCUGGUUCUCUGGAGAUGGUGAACUCUCAUUCAUCAUUAGUCAGUGUUUUUAAUUGGCAGCCAAUUGCACACCGACUCCUCACCUCAGUCACUUACAGGUGGAUGUUUUGAAGCCAAAGUAACGAGGAUGACCCGAAUGAACCGUACAGACGUGUAAAUAUCUACUUGUACCGUUAGGAACCUGUCCAUGACUGAAGCCUUGGAAGUGAUUUAUUUUAGGAUAGUUACUGUGUAACAUUGUCCACUUCUGCUCUAUCGACGGCUUCUUUCUUGCUAGCUCUAUGUUGCCUUACUUUGCCUUUGUUCUUAUCUAAAGUAGACGGCCUUUAGUUCGGAGAAUAGCUAAGCCGGGCCUAUUUCUAAUGAUUAGAGAGGACCAGGAGGACCAUGCACUGUUGAGACCGUGGAGCCACAUGAGGCCCCCCAUACCUCCCCCCGUUACAUCCUAUUUGCUUGAUGACUUGUGGAUUUUAUUAUUGUUUCAUUUUGUAUCUGCAAGUAAUAAAGACCUGAUGGUGAGA
Messenger RNA from Pseudoliparis swirei, 2757 nucleotides. RefSeq names its product multiple endocrine neoplasia I (gene men1). Gene Ontology annotation, cellular component: nucleus; histone methyltransferase complex; chromatin. Gene Ontology annotation, biological process: negative regulation of cell cycle; negative regulation of cell population proliferation; regulation of transcription by RNA polymerase II. The record is from RefSeq and is a predicted model, not a curated record. The transcript has 10 exons. Gene Ontology annotation, molecular function: transcription cis-regulatory region binding; Y-form DNA binding; chromatin binding. Lineage: Eukaryota; Metazoa; Chordata; Actinopteri; Perciformes; Liparidae. The coding region runs from base 127 to 2004 and encodes 625 amino acids.